GCAAUCUAAAUGCCAGUUUAAGUAAAACUCACUUAUUUUUGUGGUACACUACCAUUUUUCAACAUGCAUACCCUACUAUUCUAUUUCUUCUUAACACAGUUGUUCUUAUAUCAAGGUAACACCCAAAAUGAUGGCUACACUAUUGACCUCAUACACCGGUACUCUCCAAAUUCUCCAUUCUACAACUCUUCCAUGACUUCUGAAGAGCGCGUCCAAAGGCUGGUACAUCACUCUGCUUCAAGGUAUCACCGCCAUACAAAGAGCCUCGUAGCUAACUAUCUUGAUACCAACAUAAUCCCAGGUGAUGGAGACUACCUCAUAAAAAUCGCGAUAGGCAGACCACCGGUGGAAAUGUAUGCAAUUGCAGACACCGGGAGUGACCUUAUAUGGGUCCAAUGCGAGUCAUGUGACAUUUGCGACGCCCAAAAUAAUGCAGCAUAUUUUGACCCUCAAAGUUCUAGCUCCUACAAGACACUCCCUUGUAACUCGACGAUUUGUGACACUGAUCCUAGCAUGCAAUGUGAUGAUGACACGGGCACUGAAUGCGAAUACUUCUAUACAUACGGGAGUGGAUCAACCAUAAGCGCGGGGAUCAUGGGGACAGACUUACUCACCUUAGACACGAGUAAAACAAAUUGUGUGUUCGGAUGUGGAAUCGUGCAGGAUGGUAGUUUCGACAGGAAUGCAGGAGGGUUAGUUGGCCUCGGUGGAGGUCCUCUCUCAUUGAUCUCUCAACUAGGUCCAACAAUCGCGAAUAAGUUUUCAUAUUGCCUAACCCCGAUCACCUCAAACAGCACAAGCACGCUAACAUUAGGCAACAGUCCUGCUAAAACCGGCUCUGUUGUGAUUCCUUUGGUAACCCAAGACAAUCCAACUUACUACGCGAUAAAUCUCAAGGCCAUAAGUAUAGGCCAGGAUGAAGUCGAUAUCAACAAAGACAUAGUCAUAGAUAGUGGUUCAACACUAACAUAUCUAGACAAGAGUGAUUACACACGCCUUGAGGCAUUAGUGAAGGCCUCGAUACCAGAAGAGCCAAUCGACAAUCCACCUCAAGGAUUCAAGAUUUGCUUUGAGAAAAAGAAAGAGGUUAAGAUAUCAUUUAAGAUGGAUUUCAAGCUUAAUGGAGGCGAUGUUAUAUUAGUAGACUCGAAUUUCAUGAUAGAGUUUGAUAAAUAUGUUUGCUUAGGAAUCGUGCCCUCGGAAGAAGAAGGUGAUCCUAUGAUUCUUGGGAAUAUAGCUCAAGUUAACUUUGAGGUGGAGUUUGAUCUUAAAGGAAAGACGGUUUCAUUUACUCCCACCAUUUGUAGCCAAAACCAUGGGGCUAGUUUAGCUUAGUUUUCUUGCAUGAAUGUGUAUGGUGAAAGAAAAUAAUGUGGUUUACAUCACAAUUUGAAAUAAAACUUCAUUGCGAAAUUUCAAAUACCUUGUAUUAUGCAUGUAUUUUUGUUAUAUUAAUACAAAUUGUUAUGAUGCACAUCAUAAUUUUGAGUG
Molecule: messenger RNA, 1491 nt
Organism: Chenopodium quinoa (quinoa)
Lineage: Eukaryota; Viridiplantae; Streptophyta; Magnoliopsida; Caryophyllales; Amaranthaceae
Product: aspartic proteinase CDR1-like
Exons: 1
Coding region: 64-1335 (423 amino acids)
Biological process (GO): proteolysis
Cellular component (GO): extracellular region
Molecular function (GO): aspartic-type endopeptidase activity
Source: RefSeq, a predicted model, not a curated record